Closterium sp. NIES-65 is the source of this 13074-nucleotide messenger RNA. The record is from the annotation of a GenBank genome assembly. Lineage: Eukaryota; Viridiplantae; Streptophyta; Zygnematophyceae; Desmidiales; Closteriaceae.
AUGAGCGAUGAGGAGAGUGAGGAGUGCGAAGGUGGUAAGAGGGAGAGUGAGGAGUGCGAAGGUGGUAAGAGGGAGAGUGAGGAGUGCGAAGGUGGUAAGAGGGAGAGUGAGGAGUGCGAAGGUGGUAAGAGGGAGAGUGAGGAGUGCGAAGGUGGUAAGAGGGAGAGUGAGGAGUGCGAAGGUGGUAAGAGGGAGAGUGAGGAGUGCGAAGGUGGUAAGAGGGAGAGUGAGGAGUGCGAAGGUGGUAAGAGGGAGAGUGAGGAGUGCGAAGGUGGUAAGAGGGAGAGUGAGGAGUGCGAAGGUGACAAGAGGGAGAGUGAGGAGUGCGAAGGUGACAAGAGGGAGAGUGAGGAGUGCGAAGGUGGUAAGAGGGAGAGUGAGGAGUGCGAAGGUGGUAAGAGGGAGAGUGAGGAGUGCGAAGGUGGUAAGAGGGAGAGUGAGGAGUGCGAAGGUGGUAAGAGGGAGAGUGAGGAGUGCGAAGGUGGUAAGAGGGAGAGUGAGGAGUGCGAAGGUGGUAAGAGGGAGAGUGAGGAGUGCGAAGGUGGUAAGAGGGAGAGUGAGGAGUGCGAAGGUGGUAAGAGGGAGAGUGAGGAGUGCGAAGGUGGUAAGAGGGAGAGUGAGGAGUGCGAAGGAGGUAAGAGGGAGAGUGAGGAGUGCGAAGGUGGUAAGAGGGAGAGUGAGGAGUGCGAAGGUGACAAGAGGGAGAGUGAGGAGUGCGAAGGAGACAAGAGGGAGAGUGAGGAGUGCGAAGGUGACAAGAGGGAGAGUGAGGAGUGCGAAGGUGACAAGAGGGAGAGUGAGGAGUGCGAAGGUGACAAGAGGGAGAGUGAGGAGUGCGAAGGUGGUAAGAGGGAGAGUGAGGAGUGCGAAGGUGGUAGAGGGAGAGUGAGGAGUGCGAAGGUGAGGGAGAGUGAGGAGUGCGAAGGUGACAAGAGGGAGAGUGAGGAGUGCGAAGGUGGUAAGAGGGAGAGUGAGGAGUGCGAAGGUGGUAAGAGGGAGAGUGAGGAGUGCGAAGGUGGUAAGAGGGAGAGUGAGGAGUGCGAAGGUGGUAAGAGGGAGAGUGAGGAGUGCGAAGGAGGUAAGAGGGAGAGUGAGGAGUGCGAAGGUGACAAGAGGGAGAGUGAGGAGUGCGAAGGUGACAAGAGGGAGAGUGAGGAGUGCGAAGGAGACAAGAGGGAGAGUGAGGAGUGCGAAGGUGACAAGAGGGAGAGUGAGGAGUGCGAAGGUGACAAGAGGGAGAGUGAGGAGUGCGAAGGUGACAAGAGGGAGAGUGAGGAGUGCGAAGGUGGUAAGAGGGAGAGUGAGGAGUGCGAAGGUGGUAAGAGGGAGAGUGAGGAGUGCGAAGGUGGUAAGAGGGAGAGUGAGGAGUGCGAAGGUGGUAAGAGGGAGAGUGAGGAGUGCGAAGGUGACAAGAGGGAGAGUGAGGAGUGCGAAGGUGGUAAGAGGGAGAGUGAGGAGUGCGAAGGUGGUAAGAGGGAGAGUGAGGAGUGCGAAGGUGGUAAGAGGGAGAGUGAGGAGUGCGAAGGUGGUAAGAGGGAGAGUGAGGAGUGCGAAGGUGGUAAGAGGGAGAGUGAGGAGUGCGAAGGUGGUAAGAGGGAGAGUGAGGAGUGCGAAGGUGGUAAGAGGGAGAGUGAGGAGUGCGAAGGUGACAAGAGGGAGAGUGAGGAGUGCGAAGGUGGUAAGAGGGAGAGUGAGGAGUGCGAAGGUGGUAAGAGGGAGAGUGAGGAGUGCGAAGGUGACAAGAGGGAGAGUGAGGAGUGCGAAGGUGGUAAGAGGGAGAGUGAGGAGUGCGAAGGUGGUAAGAGGGAGAGUGAGGAGUGCGAAGGAGGUAAGAGGGAGAGUGAGGAGUGCGAAGGUGACAAGAGGGAGAGUGAGGAGUGCGAAGGUGACAAGAGGGAGAGUGAGGAGUGCGAAGGAGACAAGAGGGAGAGUGAGGAGUGCGAAGGUGACAAGAGGGAGAGUGAGGAGUGCGAAGGUGACAAGAGGGAGAGUGAGGAGUGCGAAGGUGACAAGAGGGAGAGUGAGGAGUGCGAAGGUGGUAAGAGGGAGAGUGAGGAGUGCGAAGGUGGUAAGAGGGAGAGUGAGGAGUGCGAAGGUGGUAAGAGGGAGAGUGAGGAGUGCGAAGGUGGUAAGAGGGAGAGUGAGGAGUGCGAAGGUGACAAGAGGGAGAGUGAGGAGUGCGAAGGUGGUAAGAGGGAGAGUGAGGAGUGCGAAGGUGGUAAGAGGGAGAGUGAGGAGUGCGAAGGUGGUAAGAGGGAGAGUGAGGAGUGCGAAGGUGGUAAGAGGGAGAGUGAGGAGUGCGAAGGUGGUAAGAGGGAGAGUGAGGAGUGCGAAGGUGGUAAGAGGGAGAGUGAGGAGUGCGAAGGUGGUAAGAGGGAGAGUGAGGAGUGCGAAGGUGACAAGAGGGAGAGUGAGGAGUGCGAAGGUGGUAAGAGGGAGAGUGAGGAGUGCGAAGGAGGUAAGAGGGAGAGUGAGGAGUGCGAAGGUGACAAGAGGGAGAGUGAGGAGUGCGAAGGUGACAAGAGGGAGAGUGAGGAGUGCGAAGGUGACAAGAGGGAGAGUGAGGAGUGCGAAGGUGGUAAGAGGGAGAGUGAGGAGUGCGAAGGUGGUAAGAGGGAGAGUGAGGAGUGCGAAGGUGGUAAGAGGGAGAGUGAGGAGUGCGAAGGUGGUAAGAGGGAGAGUGAGGAGUGCGAAGGUGACAAGAGGGAGAGUGAGGAGUGCGAAGGUGGUAAGAGGGAGAGUGAGGAGUGCGAAGGUGGUAAGAGGGAGAGUGAGGAGUGCGAAGGUGGUAAGAGGGAGAGUGAGGAGUGCGAAGGUGGUAAGAGGGAGAGUGAGGAGUGCGAAGGUGGUAAGAGGGAGAGUGAGGAGUGCGAAGGUGGUAAGAGGGAGAGUGAGGAGUGCGAAGGUGGUAAGAGGGAGAGUGAGGAGUGCGAAGGUGGUAAGAGGGAGAGUGAGGAGUGCGAAGGUGGUAAGAGGGAGAGUGAGGAGUGCGAAGGUGGUAAGAGGGAGAGUGAGGAGUGCGAAGGAGGUAAGAGGGAGAGUGAGGAGUGCGAAGGAGACAAGAGGGAGAGUGAGGAGUGCGAAGGUGACAAGAGGGAGAGUGAGGAGUGCGAAGGUGACAAGAGGGAGAGUGAGGAGUGCGAAGGUGACAAGAGGGAGAGUGAGGAGUGCGAAGGUGGUAAGAGGGAGAGUGAGGAGUGCGAAGGUGGUAAGAGGGAGAGUGAGGAGUGCGAAGGUGGUAAGAGGGAGAGUGAGGAGUGCGAAGGUGGUAAGAGGGAGAGUGAGGAGUGCGAAGGUGACAAGAGGGAGAGUGAGGAGUGCGAAGGUGGUAAGAGGGAGAGUGAGGAGUGCGAAGGUGGUAAGAGGGAGAGUGAGGAGUGCGAAGGUGGUAAGAGGGAGAGUGAGGAGUGCGAAGGUGGUAAGAGGGAGAGUGAGGAGUGCGAAGGUGGUAAGAGGGAGAGUGAGGAGUGCGAAGGUGGUAAGAGGGAGAGUGAGGAGUGCGAAGGUGGUAAGAGGGAGAGUGAGGAGUGCGAAGGAGGUAAGAGGGAGAGUGAGGAGUGCGAAGGUGACAAGAGCGAGAGUGAGGAGUGCGAAGGUGACAAGAGCGAGAGUGAGGAGUGCGAAGGAGACAAGAGGGAGAGUGAGGAGUGCGAAGGUGACAAGAGGGAGAGUGAGGAGUGCGAAGGUGACAAGAGGGAGAGUGAGGAGUGCGAAGGUGACAAGAGGGAGAGUGAGGAGUGCGAAGGUGGUAAGAGGGAGAGUGAGGAGUGCGAAGGUGGUAGAGGGAGAGUGAGGAGUGCGAAGGUGAGGGAGAGUGAGGAGUGCGAAGGUGGUAAGAGGGAGAGUGAGGAGUGCGAAGGUGGUAAGAGGGAGAGUGAGGAGUGCGAAGGUGACAAGAGGGAGAGUGAGGAGUGCGAAGGUGACAAGAGGGAGAGUGAGGAGUGCGAAGGUGGUAAGAGGGAGAGUGAGGAGUGCGAAGGUGGUAAGAGGGAGAGUGAGGAGUGCGAAGGUGGUAAGAGGGAGAGUGAGGAGUGCGAAGGUGGUAAGAGGGAGAGUGAGGAGUGCGAAGGUGGUAAGAGGGAGAGUGAGGAGUGCGAAGGUGGUAAGAGGGAGAGUGAGGAGUGCGAAGGUGGUAAGAGGGAGAGUGAGGAGUGCGAAGGAGGUAAGAGGGAGAGUGAGGAGUGCGAAGGAGACAAGAGGGAGAGUGAGGAGUGCGAAGGUGACAAGAGGGAGAGUGAGGAGUGCGAAGGUGGUAAGAGGGAGAGUGAGGAGUGCGAAGGUGGUAAGAGGGAGAGUGAGGAGUGCGAAGGUGGUAAGAGGGAGAGUGAGGAGUGCGAAGGUGGUAAGAGGGAGAGUGAGGAGUGCGAAGGUGGUAAGAGGGAGAGUGAGGAGUGCGAAGGUGACAAGAGGGAGAGUGAGGAGUGCGAAGGUGGUAAGAGGGAGAGUGAGGAGUGCGAAGGUGGUAAGAGGGAGAGUGAGGAGUGCGAAGGUGGUAAGAGGGAGAGUGAGGAGUGCGAAGGUGGUAAGAGGGAGAGUGAGGAGUGCGAAGGUGGUAAGAGGGAGAGUGAGGAGUGCGAAGGUGGUAAGAGGGAGAGUGAGGAGUGCGAAGGAGGUAAGAGGGAGAGUGAGGAGUGCGAAGGUGACAAGAGGGAGAGUGAGGAGUGCGAAGGUGACAAGAGGGAGAGUGAGGAGUGCGAAGGAGACAAGAGGGAGAGUGAGGAGUGCGAAGGUGACAAGAGGGAGAGUGAGGAGUGCGAAGGUGACAAGAGGGAGAGUGAGGAGUGCGAAGGUGACAAGAGGGAGAGUGAGGAGUGCGAAGGUGGUAAGAGGGAGAGUGAGGAGUGCGAAGGUGGUAAGAGGGAGAGUGAGGAGUGCGAAGGUGGUAAGAGGGAGAGUGAGGAGUGCGAAGGUGGUAAGAGGGAGAGUGAGGAGUGCGAAGGUGACAAGAGGGAGAGUGAGGAGUGCGAAGGAGACAAGAGGGAGAGUGAGGAGUGCGAAGGUGACAAGAGGGAGAGUGAGGAGUGCGAAGGUGACAAGAGGGAGAGUGAGGAGUGCGAAGGUGACAAGAGGGAGAGUGAGGAGUGCGAAGGUGGUAAGAGGGAGAGUGAGGAGUGCGAAGGUGGUAGAGGGAGAGUGAGGAGUGCGAAGGUGAGGGAGAGUGAGGAGUGCGAAGGUGGUAAGAGGGAGAGUGAGGAGUGCGAAGGUGGUAAGAGGGAGAGUGAGGAGUGCGAAGGUGGUAAGAGGGAGAGUGAGGAGUGCGAAGGUGGUAAGAGGGAGAGUGAGGAGUGCGAAGGUGGUAAGAGGGAGAGUGAGGAGUGCGAAGGAGGUAAGAGGGAGAGUGAGGAGUGCGAAGGUGACAAGAGGGAGAGUGAGGAGUGCGAAGGUGACAAGAGGGAGAGUGAGGAGUGCGAAGGAGACAAGAGGGAGAGUGAGGAGUGCGAAGGUGACAAGAGGGAGAGUGAGGAGUGCGAAGGUGACAAGAGGGAGAGUGAGGAGUGCGAAGGUGACAAGAGGGAGAGUGAGGAGUGCGAAGGUGGUAAGAGGGAGAGUGAGGAGUGCGAAGGUGGUAAGAGGGAGAGUGAGGAGUGCGAAGGUGGUAAGAGGGAGAGUGAGGAGUGCGAAGGUGGUAAGAGGGAGAGUGAGGAGUGCGAAGGUGACAAGAGGGAGAGUGAGGAGUGCGAAGGUGGUAAGAGGGAGAGUGAGGAGUGCGAAGGUGGUAAGAGGGAGAGUGAGGAGUGCGAAGGUGGUAAGAGGGAGAGUGAGGAGUGCGAAGGUGGUAAGAGGGAGAGUGAGGAGUGCGAAGGUGGUAAGAGGGAGAGUGAGGAGUGCGAAGGUGGUAAGAGGGAGAGUGAGGAGUGCGAAGGUGGUAAGAGGGAGAGUGAGGAGUGCGAAGGUGACAAGAGGGAGAGUGAGGAGUGCGAAGGUGACAAGAGGGAGAGUGAGGAGUGCGAAGGUGACAAGAGGGAGAGUGAGGAGUGCGAAGGUGACAAGAGGGAGAGUGAGGAGUGCGAAGGUGACAAGAGGGAGAGUGAGGAGUGCGAAGGUGACAAGAGGGAGAGUGAGGAGUGCGAAGGUGGUAAGAGGGAGAGUGAGGAGUGCGAAGGUGGUAAGAGGGAGAGUGAGGAGUGCGAAGGUGGUAAGAGGGAGAGUGAGGAGUGCGAAGGUGGUAAGAGGGAGAGUGAGGAGUGCGAAGGUGACAAGAGGGAGAGUGAGGAGUGCGAAGGUGGUAAGAGGGAGAGUGAGGAGUGCGAAGGUGGUAAGAGGGAGAGUGAGGAGUGCGAAGGUGGUAAGAGGGAGAGUGAGGAGUGCGAAGGUGGUAAGAGGGAGAGUGAGGAGUGCGAAGGUGGUAAGAGGGAGAGUGAGGAGUGCGAAGGUGGUAAGAGGGAGAGUGAGGAGUGCGAAGGUGGUAAGAGGGAGAGUGAGGAGUGCGAAGGUGGUAAGAGGGAGAGUGAGGAGUGCGAAGGUGGUAAGAGGGAGAGUGAGGAGUGCGAAGGUGGUAAGAGGGAGAGUGAGGAGUGCGAAGGAGGUAAGAGGGAGAGUGAGGAGUGCGAAGGAGACAAGAGGGAGAGUGAGGAGUGCGAAGGUGACAAGAGGGAGAGUGAGGAGUGCGAAGGUGACAAGAGGGAGAGUGAGGAGUGCGAAGGUGACAAGAGGGAGAGUGAGGAGUGCGAAGGUGGUAAGAGGGAGAGUGAGGAGUGCGAAGGUGGUAAGAGGGAGAGUGAGGAGUGCGAAGGUGGUAAGAGGGAGAGUGAGGAGUGCGAAGGUGGUAAGAGGGAGAGUGAGGAGUGCGAAGGUGACAAGAGGGAGAGUGAGGAGUGCGAAGGUGGUAAGAGGGAGAGUGAGGAGUGCGAAGGUGGUAAGAGGGAGAGUGAGGAGUGCGAAGGUGGUAAGAGGGAGAGUGAGGAGUGCGAAGGUGGUAAGAGGGAGAGUGAGGAGUGCGAAGGUGACAAGAGGGAGAGUGAGGAGUGCGAAGGUGGUAAGAGGGAGAGUGAGGAGUGCGAAGGAGGUAAGAGGGAGAGUGAGGAGUGCGAAGGUGACAAGAGGGAGAGUGAGGAGUGCGAAGGUGACAAGAGGGAGAGUGAGGAGUGCGAAGGUGGUAAGAGGGAGAGUGAGGAGUGCGAAGGUGGUAAGAGGGAGAGUGAGGAGUGCGAAGGUGGUAAGAGGGAGAGUGAGGAGUGCGAAGGUGGUAAGAGGGAGAGUGAGGAGUGCGAAGGUGGUAAGAGGGAGAGUGAGGAGUGCGAAGGAGGUAAGAGGGAGAGUGAGGAGUGCGAAGGUGACAAGAGGGAGAGUGAGGAGUGCGAAGGUGACAAGAGGGAGAGUGAGGAGUGCGAAGGAGACAAGAGGGAGAGUGAGGAGUGCGAAGGUGACAAGAGGGAGAGUGAGGAGUGCGAAGGUGACAAGAGGGAGAGUGAGGAGUGCGAAGGUGACAAGAGGGAGAGUGAGGAGUGCGAAGGUGGUAAGAGGGAGAGUGAGGAGUGCGAAGGUGGUAAGAGGGAGAGUGAGGAGUGCGAAGGUGGUAAGAGGGAGAGUGAGGAGUGCGAAGGUGGUAAGAGGGAGAGUGAGGAGUGCGAAGGUGACAAGAGGGAGAGUGAGGAGUGCGAAGGAGACAAGAGGGAGAGUGAGGAGUGCGAAGGUGACAAGAGGGAGAGUGAGGAGUGCGAAGGUGACAAGAGGGAGAGUGAGGAGUGCGAAGGUGACAAGAGGGAGAGUGAGGAGUGCGAAGGUGGUAAGAGGGAGAGUGAGGAGUGCGAAGGUGGUAGAGGGAGAGUGAGGAGUGCGAAGGUGAGGGAGAGUGAGGAGUGCGAAGGUGGUAAGAGGGAGAGUGAGGAGUGCGAAGGUGGUAAGAGGGAGAGUGAGGAGUGCGAAGGUGGUAAGAGGGAGAGUGAGGAGUGCGAAGGUGGUAAGAGGGAGAGUGAGGAGUGCGAAGGUGGUAAGAGGGAGAGUGAGGAGUGCGAAGGAGGUAAGAGGGAGAGUGAGGAGUGCGAAGGUGACAAGAGGGAGAGUGAGGAGUGCGAAGGUGACAAGAGGGAGAGUGAGGAGUGCGAAGGAGACAAGAGGGAGAGUGAGGAGUGCGAAGGUGACAAGAGGGAGAGUGAGGAGUGCGAAGGUGACAAGAGGGAGAGUGAGGAGUGCGAAGGUGACAAGAGGGAGAGUGAGGAGUGCGAAGGUGGUAAGAGGGAGAGUGAGGAGUGCGAAGGUGGUAAGAGGGAGAGUGAGGAGUGCGAAGGUGGUAAGAGGGAGAGUGAGGAGUGCGAAGGUGGUAAGAGGGAGAGUGAGGAGUGCGAAGGUGACAAGAGGGAGAGUGAGGAGUGCGAAGGUGGUAAGAGGGAGAGUGAGGAGUGCGAAGGUGGUAAGAGGGAGAGUGAGGAGUGCGAAGGUGGUAAGAGGGAGAGUGAGGAGUGCGAAGGUGGUAAGAGGGAGAGUGAGGAGUGCGAAGGUGGUAAGAGGGAGAGUGAGGAGUGCGAAGGUGGUAAGAGGGAGAGUGAGGAGUGCGAAGGUGGUAAGAGGGAGAGUGAGGAGUGCGAAGGUGACAAGAGGGAGAGUGAGGAGUGCGAAGGUGACAAGAGGGAGAGUGAGGAGUGCGAAGGUGACAAGAGGGAGAGUGAGGAGUGCGAAGGUGACAAGAGGGAGAGUGAGGAGUGCGAAGGUGACAAGAGGGAGAGUGAGGAGUGCGAAGGUGACAAGAGGGAGAGUGAGGAGUGCGAAGGUGGUAAGAGGGAGAGUGAGGAGUGCGAAGGUGGUAAGAGGGAGAGUGAGGAGUGCGAAGGUGGUAAGAGGGAGAGUGAGGAGUGCGAAGGUGGUAAGAGGGAGAGUGAGGAGUGCGAAGGUGACAAGAGGGAGAGUGAGGAGUGCGAAGGUGGUAAGAGGGAGAGUGAGGAGUGCGAAGGUGGUAAGAGGGAGAGUGAGGAGUGCGAAGGUGGUAAGAGGGAGAGUGAGGAGUGCGAAGGUGGUAAGAGGGAGAGUGAGGAGUGCGAAGGUGGUAAGAGGGAGAGUGAGGAGUGCGAAGGUGGUAAGAGGGAGAGUGAGGAGUGCGAAGGUGGUAAGAGGGAGAGUGAGGAGUGCGAAGGUGGUAAGAGGGAGAGUGAGGAGUGCGAAGGUGGUAAGAGGGAGAGUGAGGAGUGCGAAGGUGGUAAGAGGGAGAGUGAGGAGUGCGAAGGAGGUAAGAGGGAGAGUGAGGAGUGCGAAGGAGACAAGAGGGAGAGUGAGGAGUGCGAAGGUGACAAGAGGGAGAGUGAGGAGUGCGAAGGUGACAAGAGGGAGAGUGAGGAGUGCGAAGGUGACAAGAGGGAGAGUGAGGAGUGCGAAGGUGGUAAGAGGGAGAGUGAGGAGUGCGAAGGUGGUAAGAGGGAGAGUGAGGAGUGCGAAGGUGGUAAGAGGGAGAGUGAGGAGUGCGAAGGUGGUAAGAGGGAGAGUGAGGAGUGCGAAGGUGACAAGAGGGAGAGUGAGGAGUGCGAAGGUGGUAAGAGGGAGAGUGAGGAGUGCGAAGGUGGUAAGAGGGAGAGUGAGGAGUGCGAAGGUGGUAAGAGGGAGAGUGAGGAGUGCGAAGGUGGUAAGAGGGAGAGUGAGGAGUGCGAAGGUGGUAAGAGGGAGAGUGAGGAGUGCGAAGGUGGUAAGAGGGAGAGUGAGGAGUGCGAAGGUGACAAGAGGGAGAGUGAGGAGUGCGAAGGUGACAAGAGGGAGAGUGAGGAGUGCGAAGGUGACAAGAGGGAGAGUGAGGAGUGCGAAGGUGACAAGAGGGAGAGUGAGGAGUGCGAAGGUGACAAGAGGGAGAGUGAGGAGUGCGAAGGUGACAAGAGGGAGAGUGAGGAGUGCGAAGGUGGUAAGAGGGAGAGUGAGGAGUGCGAAGGUGGUAAGAGGGAGAGUGAGGAGUGCGAAGGUGGUAAGAGGGAGAGUGAGGAGUGCGAAGGUGGUAAGAGGGAGAGUGAGGAGUGCGAAGGUGACAAGAGGGAGAGUGAGGAGUGCGAAGGUGGUAAGAGGGAGAGUGAGGAGUGCGAAGGUGGUAAGAGGGAGAGUGAGGAGUGCGAAGGUGGUAAGAGGGAGAGUGAGGAGUGCGAAGGUGGUAAGAGGGAGAGUGAGGAGUGCGAAGGUGGUAAGAGGGAGAGUGAGGAGUGCGAAGGUGGUAAGAGGGAGAGUGAGGAGUGCGAAGGUGGUAAGAGGGAGAGUGAGGAGUGCGAAGGUGGUAAGAGGGAGAGUGAGGAGUGCGAAGGUGACAAGAGGGAGAGUGAGGAGUGCGAAGGUGGUAAGAGGGAGAGUGAGGAGUGCGAAGGAGGUAAGAGGGAGAGUGAGGAGUGCGAAGGUGACAAGAGGGAGAGUGAGGAGUGCGAAGGUGACAAGAGGGAGAGUGAGGAGUGCGAAGGUGACAAGAGGGAGAGUGAGGAGUGCGAAGGUGGUAAGAGGGAGAGUGAGGAGUGCGAAGGUGGUAAGAGGGAGAGUGAGGAGUGCGAAGGUGGUAAGAGGGAGAGUGAGGAGUGCGAAGGUGGUAAGAGGGAGAGUGAGGAGUGCGAAGGUGACAAGAGGGAGAGUGAGGAGUGCGAAGGUGGUAAGAGGGAGAGUGAGGAGUGCGAAGGUGGUAAGAGGGAGAGUGAGGAGUGCGAAGGUGGUAAGAGGGAGAGUGAGGAGUGCGAAGGUGGUAAGAGGGAGAGUGAGGAGUGCGAAGGUGGUAAGAGGGAGAGUGAGGAGUGCGAAGGUGGUAAGAGGGAGAGUGAGGAGUGCGAAGGUGACAAGAGGGAGAGUGAGGAGUGCGAAGGUGGUAAGAGGGAGAGUGCGGAGUGCGAAGGUGGUAAGAGGGAGAGUGAGGAGUGCGAAGGUGGUAAGAGGGAGAGUGAGGAGCGCGAAGGUGGUAAGAGGGAGAGUGAGGAGUGCGAAGGUGGUAAGAGGGAGAGUGAGGAGUGCGAAGGUGGUAAGAGGGAGAGUGAGGAGUGCGAAGGUGGUAAGAGGGAGAGUGAGGAGUGCGAAGGUGGUAAGAGGGAGAGUGAGGAGUGCGAAGGUGGUAAGAGGGAGAGUGAGGAGUGCGAAGGAGGUAAGAGGGAGAGUGAGGAGUGCGAAGGUGGUAAGAGGGAGAGUGAGGAGUGCGAAGGUGACAAGAGGGAGAGUGAGGAGUGCGAAGGAGACAAGAGGGAGAGUGAGGAGUGCGAAGGUGACAAGAGGGAGAGUGAGGAGUGCGAAGGUGACAAGAGGGAGAGUGAGGAGUGCGAAGGUGACAAGAGGGAGAGUGAGGAGUGCGAAGGUGGUAAGAGGGAGAGUGAGGAGUGCGAAGGUGGUAAGAGGGAGAGUGAGGAGUGCGAAGGUGGUAAGAGGGAGAGUGAGGAGUGCGAAGGUGGUAAGAGGGAGAGUGAGGAGUGCGAAGGUGACAAGAGGGAGCGUGAGGAGUGCGAAGGUGGUAAGAGGGAGAGUGAGGAGUGCGAAGGUGGUAAGAGGGAGAGUGAGGAGUGCGAAGGUGGUAAGAGGGAGAGUGAGGAGUGCGAAGGUGGUAAGAGGGAGAGUGAGGAGUGCGAAGGUGGUAAGAGGGAGAGUGAGGAGUGCGAAGGUGGUAAGAGGGAGAGUGAGGAGUGCGAAGGUGGUAAGAGGGAGAGUGAGGAGUGCGAAGGUGGUAAGAGGGAGAGUGAGGAGUGCGAAGGUGGUAAGAGGGAGAGUGAGGAGUGCGAAGGUGGUAAGAGGGAGAGUGAGGAGUGCGAAGGAGGUAAGAGGGAGAGUGAGGAGUGCGAAGGUGACAAGAGGGAGAGUGAGGAGUGCGAAGGUGACAAGAGGGAGAGUGAGGAGUGCGAAGGUGACAAGAGGGAGAGUGAGGAGUGCGAAGGUGACAAGAGGGAGAGUGAGGGGUGCGAAGGUGACAAGAGGGAGAGUGAGGAGUGCGAAGGUGACAAGAGGGAGAGUGAGGAGUGCGAAGGUGACAAGAGGGAGAGUGAGGAGUGCGAAGGUGACAAGAGGGAGAGUGAGGAGUGCGAAGGUGACAAGAGGGAGAGUGAGGAGUGCGAAGGUGACAAGAGGGAGAGUGAGGAGUGCGAAGGUGACAAGAGGGAGAGUGAGGAGUGCGAAGGUGACAAGAGGGAGAGUGAGGAGUGCGAAGGUGACAAGAGGGAGAGUGAGGAGUGCGAAGGUGACAAGAGGGAGAGUGAGGAGUGCGAAGGUGACAAGAGGGAGAGUGAGGAGUGCGAAGGUGACAAGAGGGAGAGUGAGGAGUGCGAAGGUGACAAGAGGGAGAGUGAGGAGUGCGAAGGUGACAAGAGGGAGAGUGAGGAGUGCGAAGGUGACAAGAGGGAGAGUGAGGAGUGCGAAGGUGACAAGAGGGAGAGUGAGGAGUGCGAAGGUGAAAAGAGGGAGAGUGAGGAGUGCGAAGGUGACAAGAGGGAGAGUGAGGAGUGCGAAGGUGACAAGAGGGAGAGUGAGGAGUGCGAAGGUGGUAAGAGGGAGAGUGAGGAGUGCGAAGGUGGUAAGAGGGAGAGUGAGGAGUGCGAAGGAGGUAAGAGGGAGAGUGAGGAGUGCGAAGGUGACAAGAGGGAGAGUGAGGAGUGUGAAGGUGACAAGAGGGAGAGUGAGGAGUGCGAAGGUGACAAGAGGGAGAGUGAGGAGUGCGAAGGUGACAAGAGGGAGAGUGAGGAGUGCGAAGGUGACAAGAGGGAGAGUGAGGAGUGCGAAGGUGACAAGAGGGAGAGUGAGGAGUGCGAAGGUGACAAGAGGGAGAGUGAGGAGUGCGAAGGUGACAAGAGGGAGAGUGAGGAGUGCGAAGGUGACAAGAGGGAGAGUGAGGAGUGCGAAGGUGACAAGAGGGAGAGUGAGGAGUGCGAAGGUGACAAGAGGGAGAGUGAGGAGUGCGAAGGUGACAAGAGGGAGAGUGAGGAGUGCGAAGGUGACAAGAGGGAGAGUGAGGAGUGCGAAGGUGACAAGAGGGAGAGUGAGGAGUGCGAAGGUGACAAGAGGGAGAGUGAGGAGUGCGAAGGUGACAAGAGGGAGAGUGAGGAGUGCGAAGGUGACAAGAGGGAGAGUGAGGAGUGCGAAGGACAGCUUGCCUCUUCCAUCGCCCCGGCACACUCCCCAAUCACGUACACAUGCCCAUUGCAGCACCAGUACCAGUGA